Messenger RNA from Sander lucioperca (pikeperch), 4484 nucleotides. Its product is annotated as E3 ubiquitin-protein ligase CBL-like. The transcript has 15 exons. Gene Ontology annotation, molecular function: calcium ion binding; phosphotyrosine residue binding; receptor tyrosine kinase binding. Bases 420 to 3005 code for a protein of 861 amino acids. Gene Ontology annotation, cellular component: membrane raft; plasma membrane. The record is from RefSeq and is a predicted model, not a curated record. Lineage: Eukaryota; Metazoa; Chordata; Actinopteri; Perciformes; Percidae. Gene Ontology annotation, biological process: cell surface receptor signaling pathway; negative regulation of epidermal growth factor-activated receptor activity.
CACAACCUGUUUGUUGAUCGCUCUAUAUGAGCUUAUUAACACCCCGAGUUUAUUAUAAGCCGGGUUGAGUCCUCAGGGGACUUUAAGUUACCGUCGCCAAGAAGAGAUAGCUAGCUUUCUGACAGUAGGCACAACAACAUAACGACUAUGUAGUAAGCUUGUAUUGGCGACGGAAUUAAAGUGAGAAGAGGCUUUUCAAAUGUAGCUUGUUAGCUAACGUUAGCUGCGUCGCGUACAGUGUAUGUACACACUGCCUUUUUGUUCUGCUCUUGAACAGCCUCUGCAUGACAAAUUAUCACAAGUGGUAAGUACAGAUACGGCGCAAAACAACGGUUGUUUUGUUGAAAAACGUGUCUAGAAUAUUGCCUGGUUGUCAAUCCUCUACCCCCGGGGCUAACCCCCGGUCGCCGACCGAAUUAAUGGCCGGAAAUCCGAGGAAGGGCGCCGGUCUCAUCGGCUUGAUGAAGGACGCCUUUCAACCCCACCAGCAGCCUCUCCAGCCUCACCAACCUGCAGUGGUCGAUAAGAAAAUGGUGGAGAAAUGCUGGAAACUCAUGGAUAAGGUGGUGCGUUUGUGUCAGAACCCCAAGGUGGCUUUGAAGAACAGUCCCCCCUACAUCCUGGACCUGCUGCCAGAUACCUACCAGCACCUACGCACCGUUUUGUCCCGAUACGAGGGCAAAAUGGAGAUCCUUGGGGAGAACGAGUAUUUUCGCGUGGUCAUGGAGAACUUGACCAACAAGACUAAGCAGACCAUGAGCCUUUUUAAGGAGGCCAAGGAGAGGAUGUAUGAGGAGAACUCCCAGCCCAGGCGGAACCUUACCAAGCUGUCUCUGAUCUUCAGUCACAUGCUAGCAGAGCUAAAAGCCAUCUUCCCCAAUGGCUUAUUUCAGGGAGACAACUUCAGGAUCACCAAAGCAGAUGCUGCUGAAUUUUGGAGGAGGUCAUUUGGGGACAAGACCAUAGUGCCAUGGAGGACAUUUCGUCAGGCUCUCCACGAGUUCCACCCCAUCAGCUCAGGCUUGGAGGCCAUGGCUCUCAAAUCCACCAUCGACCUCACCUGCAACGACUACAUCUCUGUCUUUGAGUUUGACAUCUUCACCAGGCUCUUCCAGCCAUGGUCGUCUCUUUUAAGGAACUGGAACAGUCUGGCAGUCACACACCCUGGUUACAUGGCCUUCCUAACCUACGACGAGGUCAAGGCUCGACUGCACAGGUUCAUCCACAAACCUGGCAGCUACAUCUUCAGGCUGAGCUGCACUCGGCUGGGCCAGUGGGCAAUCGGCUACGUGACAGCCGAUGGGAACAUCCUGCAGACCAUCCCCCAUAACAAACCACUCUUCCAAGCCCUCAUUGAUGGAUACAGAGAGGGAUUCUAUCUGUUCCCAGAUGGUCGUACACAGAACCCAGACCUAACAGGGCUGUGUGAACCUUCUCCACAGGACCACAUCAAAGUUACUCAGGAGCAGUACGAGCUGUACUGUGAGAUGGGCUCCACUUUCCAGCUCUGUAAGAUAUGUGCAGAGAACGACAAGGAUGUGAAGAUCGAGCCCUGCAGACACCUGAUGUGCACCUCCUGUCUGACUGCCUGGCAGGAGUCGGAGGGUCAAGGCUGCCCCUUUUGCCGCUGUGAAAUUAAAGGCACGGAGCCCAUCGUGGUGGACCCCUUCCACCCGAAGGCCAGCGGGGCUUCCUUUGCCGGUUUCCAGGGGUCCAGCAGAGCAGAAGCUGCCGCCAAUGACGAGGAAGACGACGAUCGCUUGGAGGACCACCUUCUCAUGAGCAGGCUGGCCUGCACUAAGGUAGAGCGCCCACCAUCUCCAAUGUCUCAGCUGCCUCCGGUGCCCCCGCGACUGGACCUCCUGCAGCAGAGACCCUCCAGCUCCCACAGCGUUCAGGCUCAGGGAGCCACAGCCAAGAUUGCAGCCACUCACAGAGACAAGCCACUACCUCCGCCUCCAGCCCUGAGAGAGCUGCCCCCUCCUCCCCCUCCAGAGCGCCCCUCCCUGGUCGGCCAGGACUCCAGAUUCCAGAGGAGACCCCUGCCCUCCACCCCAGACCAGCCCGCCUGGGCUUCCAACUACAUGGUCCCACGUCCGGCGACCAAGGCCCUGUCGGCCUUGUCCUCCAGCCCUCAGAGCAAUGGGACAAGUGGAGAGGGAAGCAAACCACAAGCAGCUACUAAUGCUAUCUACUGCCUCACUGCAAGAUCUCUGCAAGCGUCAGUGGCGUCGAGCGGGGAGAAGCCGUCAUCUGACUGUGAGGAGAAUGAGUACAUGAGUCCCACCUCUCUCCCAGCCUCCGGUGCCCCCUGGGUCGUAACAGGCUCCUUGGUGCCCCCGCCUCCGGCCCAGGCAAACCACCACAAUGACAUCAGCAGUGAGGCGGAUGACAUUGACUCUGAGGACCCCCAAGUCUACGAGUCCAUGUGUAUUAUCCAGGCCCAGGCUGGGUGCUCUGAGAUGGCACAGGCCUCCGACCUGGACCACCUUCAACAUUCAGCUGCUGUGGUCCCCCUGGACAUGAAGGAGGAGACCAAUGAGGAGGAUAUUUAUGAGUAUGACUGUCCCAGACCGGUUGUCCAUCCCGCCCCCACCAGAAGAACCCUGUCAGAGACCAACGGCCCCUCGGUGGCCUUUAGCACUCUCAGCAUUGACAGUGAAGUAAACGCCAGUAUGUUUGCAGCAGCUGUCGACCCUGAACGCCCCCCCAAACCUCUCCCACGGCGAGCCAACUCGGACCGGCGGCCUCGGCCAGUGAACCGGGAAUUUUCCGCAGCAUUGCCAGACCUCCCUGGUCCCUCCUCCUCCCCUCCACCUCCUCCUCCGCCCGCAGUCCCUGGAAGCCAAGCCCUAAACGGGGAGAUUGAAUGCCUGAUGUCCCAGGGCUACUCUAUCCAGGACAUCCAGAAAGCCCUGAUGAUCGCCCAGAACAAUUUGGAGACGGCCAAGAACAUCCUGCGAGAGUUUGUCUCCAUCCCCUCCACGGCACACAUCGCCACAUAGUCACUCCAGGCACGCCCCUCCCCCCCCCUCCCUCUGUCUCGUCUCUGUCUCCAACGUGUGCCAUCAUCUUGGAUAGCAUUUACCAAGCACCUUUCCUGCAGGGGCACGCGGACCUGCCAAAAAGGCUUUACUCUGAGGAGUAAUGCUGCGUUCACGUCAUAUCACAAGAUGCAGACGAGCGUUCUAGUUUGAAACGCUCCCAUCCAAAGUCAUUAGUAACAAACGAUGAACUCACUGCAACAGGUAUUACUGUGGAGUUUUAGUGUGGAAAUAUAUUCUUUUGAUUCUCUCGGACUACUGUUAUACCAAUGCAAAGUGUUUGAUAUUGAAGCCUCAAAAUCUCUCGUUUACUCGUAAUCGCCACUUGGAAGAUUGAGGUUUUUUUUUUUUUGUGGGCUCCCUACAACGGAAGUAUCCGUCGGUCGGUUUAAAGGAGCAGCUCGCUCGAGGCAGACGAGUCCGAUAUGAUCUGAACGCAGCAUACGUGGAGGAUGGAAGCCUUUAAUGUGAGCUCUCUGUAGCCAAGCUUUGACCCUGUUGUACUAUGCUGAGGUCCACUCGUUUCCCCCCAGCCUGAGUCCUUUCUCUCAUUAAGCUAAGUGUUGAAGCUACAGCGAUCAGUAGCGGGACCCGGCUGUGGAUCGUUGUUUUGUGUCCCACCGCCGGCAGUCGUUCAGUUUGGUGCUUUUUACGGGCUUCUUGGCAAAUUUGUGGCGUACGAAAAUAUGUAGCGACGCGAGUCAGUUCGGUCGGGAACCAUUAGUGACCAACUCUGUGGUGUGUUUGCUCGUGCUGAUGAAUGUGAAUGUUGAGUCGCAGUGCAGUAUCGCAGGGCUUCGUGUCGUACGCGUUGGCGUCACUGUGGCUCGCUCGGGGUUUUUUUCUUUUUUUUUUCUCAGUGGUAUUUGACAAGUUGAACCUAUGAGUCCGUAUUUCCUCUCAGCUCCCCGGUUCAGUGCAGUUUCUAUAACAAGUUUUAACGUCUAAGUACUCUCAUAACUUGUUGUGCUGUGUGUAGUACUAACAAUGGCUGGAUUUUCUGAAGUUUAUUUUGUCGUUUUUAAUUCCACGAUUGCCUGCCACCAUCCCGGGUGGUCUGACACCGAAGGCUGGUGUAUCUACUCUAAAGCUUCUGUAUACUCUCCUAGUUUCUUACUAAUAAGCAAAAGGACUUUAACAUGUGCUGUUUAGAUUUCCUCUCACGCGUUAGUGUGAUUUGGCUCGGCAUCACAUUUGUACCCAAAACAGCCGAGGAAUCAUCAGAUUGAAGGGAUUUACAUUGAGCUCUGAAGCAAAAAAGCAGACGGUGGUCACGUGGACUCAGGUACUCCGUAACACGCCAGGGUUGAAUGUAAGGAACCAACAGAUGACAAGGACACAUGAUAUAAUGUUGGCAGGGUUGUGGACGGGCGCUAAUGACUAGGGUUGGGUACCGGUUCCACUAUGGAACCGGUUCCUACGCAACCGGUAGGAAUCGGA